Molecule: messenger RNA, 369 nt
Organism: Linum tenue
Lineage: Eukaryota; Viridiplantae; Streptophyta; Magnoliopsida; Malpighiales; Linaceae
Source: the annotation of a GenBank genome assembly
AUGACGAUUACGUUGAAGGACGUAGCCAUGCUGACAGAGCUUCCAAUCGAUGGUGAUGCAAUAAUUGAAAGUUCACAGAAACCAUUGAAUGGUUGGGGCCAAUUUAUAAGCGAGCGUUUAGGUAUCAACAUCCCCGAGGAAGCAGAAGAAGGUCGUCGUGUACCACCUCUACACAAGUCUAUGUUAUUGAUACCUUGGCUAGUGAGGACCGUUGGGGAAUUACCGGAGGAUGCCACGGAUGCUCAGAUAGAGAGGAGGGAGGUCAGGAUCGUCGUUGUGAGCAUAGAGAGGAUGUUGUGGCACCAUCGUGUAGUGAGGUGUGGGGGGCUCAAAUUCCCCCUCGUCAACUUCCAGAUCUUCACCAUCUGA